AUGCCGAAGCAUCUCAGCAGCUAUUCUCCUGUCUUGUUGCCUGCUGCUGCUGCGCGGCUGCUGGCCCCACACUUGCAGCCGCAGCAGCAGCAGCAGCAGCAGCACAUGCUGUAUAUGCAGCAGCAGCAGCUGUUGCUGCAGCUGCCUGCUGCUGCUGCGCGGCUGUUGGCCCCACACCUGCAGCCGCAGCAGCAGCAGCAGCAGCAGCACAUGCUGUAUAUGCAGCAGCAGCAGCUGUUGCUGCAGCUCUGCGGUGGCCGCGGGCUGCCCAGCAAUCGAGAAGACUGGCGCUUCUUGCUUCAGCAACAGCAGCAGCAACAGCAGCAGCAGCAGCAGCAGCAACAGCAGCAGGUAGGAUACUUGACUCGCAUGCAACAACAACAACAACAGCAGCAGCAGCAGCAGCAGCAGCAGCAGCAGCAGCAGCAGCGUUUGCAAGAGGAGCAUCAGCAGCAUUCUUCUUUAGCUUGGCGCUUCUUGCUUCAGCAGCAGCAGCAGCAGCAACAGCAGCAGCAGCAGCAGCAACAGCAGCAGGUAGGAUACUUGACUCGCAUGCAACAACAACAACAGCAGCAGCAGCAGCAGCAGCAGCAGCAGCGUUUGCAAGAGGAGCAUCAGCAGCAUUCUUCUUUAGCUGCCAAGCCGCCGCCGCAUCUGCCUCUGCCCCCCCCGCCGCACCACCCCCACGCUCCGCAGCAUCCUCAUCAUCACCAGCAGCAGCAGCAGCAGCAGCAGCAGCAGCAGCAGCACAAGCAGCAGCAGCAGCAGCAGCAGCAGGUGCGGGCCCCCGCGUACGCGUACUCGCGCCAAGCUAGCCCAGCUAGCCGCCGCUCGUGGUCGGCCAGUUUGUGGGCCAACACAAACCUACCGCUAGCCAGGCCUGAACAGCCACAGCUACCCGCGUCGCAGUUUAUGUUUUUGUUUGAGUCAGAUGGGGCUGAAGGUGCUGCUGCUGCAUGCAGCAGCAGCAGCAGCAGCGAGGUGAAAGAGGAGGAGCUCAGCAGCUUCCUGGAUCUCUCCUUUUUAGCUGGCAGCACGCCGGUUGUCUGCAGCAGCAGCUGCAGCACACAGCAGCAGCAGCAGCAGCAGCAGCAGCAGCAGCAGCAAGGGGCAGCAGAUAUGCUCCCAGUCUCCCCCCAUGACAUCCAUCACCAGCAGCAGAGGCUCUCACCCCCACGCAGGCCCACGCCGCAGCAGCAGCAGCAGGAGCAGCAGCAGCAGCAACAGCAGCAGCAGCAGCAGCAGGUAUUGCGUAUGGCCGAUAGGGCUGCAGCAGUAGAAGCUCUGCGGCAGCAGCAUGCUGCUGCUGCUCUUCCUUCUCCUCAUUUGCUGCUGCUGCAUCAGCGGCAGGCUGCUGCUCUUGCCGAGACAGCAGCAGCAGCAGCAGCAGCAGCAGCAGCAGGGUGUAUUGAUAAACGGGAAGUGGUGUAUGUGUAUGGAGGUCCCGCCCCCUCCUGCUGCUGCUGGCUGCUUCCGCUCUGA
This is a messenger RNA of Eimeria mitis, 1482 nucleotides long. RefSeq lists its product as uncharacterized. The coding region runs from base 1 to 1482 and encodes 493 amino acids. NCBI's taxonomy places the organism in Eukaryota, Apicomplexa, Conoidasida, Eucoccidiorida, Eimeriidae. The record is from RefSeq and is a predicted model, not a curated record. The transcript is spliced from 5 exons.